AGAUUGAUUUUGACAAUUCGUUCAGUGUUUGCAUAAUUUUGAGGUUAUUUGCUUGUAGGUUAUUUUUGUUAAAAAGAAAAUUAAAAUACUCAAAAAAUGCCGUUCAUGAAAGGGAAAGCUCCUAUAAGGCGCACACUUAACUACUUAAACGCCGGCCGGCUGGUAUUGAAGGAUAAAAUUAAGAUAUUCUCAGUGGCUUACAAUAUAAUUGGGCAAAACAAUCAGGGCGCCAAAGAUUUCGUAUUUUGGUAUUUGCCGCAAAUCCAGUACAAAAAUCCGGACGUGCAAGUAGCUACGUUGAAGAAUCUUACUCCUUCGCCAUUUAUUAAAUGUUAUUUUGAAGAUGGGAGGAAAAUUUUGGUUGAUGUCGACAAUAAGAGCAAAGAAGAUAUUUUAGAACAUCUAAUUAAAACUGUUGGUAAAUCAAAGGCUGUAUUAGAGCAAGAAGCGAUAGCCGCAGAAAAGAAGGAUAAUCCAGCUAACUUCGGUAUCGGUUGUGAGCGACCAUGUAUUUGUGAAAUUUACGGACAAGUUCCAUGUCCCGGUGUGGUACCGUUACCCAAAUUCAUGAGAGGGAAGUAUAGGAAUGCUACUGAUUAGAGUAAUUUAGAAUAGAUAUUGAAAAUGUUAAUGUUAAAGCAAUCUGUAUCUUUAAGAAAAGCAUUUAUUUCUGUUUUUAUUAAUUACUAGCCGUUUUCCCGCGGUUUCACCCACAUCCCGUGAGAGCUACUGCCCGGGAUAAAAUAUAGCCUAUGUUACUCGCAUAUAAAAUAGCUUUCUAAUGGUGAAACAAUAUUUAAAAACGGUCCAGUAGUUUUUGAAUUUAUCCAUUACAACCAAACAAAGUUUUCGGUAAAGCUCCAAAUUUCGUUCUGGAUGUGGGAUAUUUUAAAAAUGAAAGCAGAGUCAUGAAAUAUAUGAUUUCAAACUGUAGAU
Molecule: messenger RNA, 936 nt
Organism: Helicoverpa armigera (cotton bollworm)
Lineage: Eukaryota; Metazoa; Arthropoda; Insecta; Lepidoptera; Noctuidae
Gene: mRpS25
Product: small ribosomal subunit protein mS25
Exons: 2
Coding region: 97-600 (167 amino acids)
Cellular component (GO): mitochondrion
Molecular function (GO): structural constituent of ribosome
Source: RefSeq, a predicted model, not a curated record